Messenger RNA from Prorocentrum cordatum, 2403 nucleotides. The record is from the annotation of a GenBank genome assembly. Lineage: Eukaryota; Dinophyceae; Prorocentrales; Prorocentraceae.
GCCGUGCUCGAGGUGUGGGCCACCGGCGCCUCGUACGAGGAGGCCGUCGCGGACGCUCUGGCCGCGGGCGGGGCGGCGGCGCGGGCGCGGAGGCGGCGGUUCCUGGCGCCGCCGCUCACCUUCCAGAUCCGCUUCGCGGCCUUCGGCAGGACCGCCACCAUGGAGGACAAGGGAAGGUACCUCGAGCUGCUGAGGCCCCUUUUCGAGGGCGACGAGGCCUCUCAUUCGCGCCCCCGCGCCGCGGCCUCCAGCAUUCAGGAGAAGGGGACCUACAUCGCUGACAUUGAGAAAGUGCUGAAGAAGCACAGGACCACGAGCAGGCGCAACAACAUACAGCCCAGGCAGAAGUCCAGGCAGCUGCGUUUUGUCCUACAGCGCACGCAGAUUAGCUCCCUCCAGCAGGGCGACGAGGCCCAACAGCACGAGAUCGACAUGUACAAGCAGACGGAGGCAGCGUGUAGAGAAUGGAACGCCAUCCACCAGCGGCUCGCCGAGGAGGCCGCCCAGGAGUUGUUCUACGCGCAGCAAGUGUUCGACCAGCUCGAAGAGGCGCUAUCCACCGACGAGGUCUUCAGCGACACCGAAGGGAUCAUAACAUUCCCGCAGCGGGUGGAGCCCAUGCUCACGCAAGGACGAGUGCGCCCCGACCAGUCCAUCCCACCGAAAGCGGCGCGCAAUUAUCAUACGUUUCGCCACGUGGACAACAUCAUGAACGUGUUCGCCGCGAGGUCAGCGCUGCAUCACCAACCACGCUUCCUUACAGGUUUGCCGGCACACGUCGCGGUGGCCUGGCACGUUGGUCUCGCUGUGCUGCCGACGCUGGGACAGCUGCGAACGGCCGAGGUAGGCGCCUCGGACGCGUCAACAGCUCUGACUGGUAAGCGCGGCAGGCGGCUGGACGAGCUGCAUCGGUGCGCGCGCGAAACAAGGCGCGCGGGCACUUCCCAGCUGCGCAGCCGCGCAAGCGACGCAACGGCCAGCUACGCCCACCAGCACCUGUUCACAAAGAUGUCGAAGGCUAGCGGCUACGCCAGCACUGUGACAGCUGCAGAGCCAGGAGCCUUCGGUGUAAAGCUCCAGGCGCCGCACGUGUCCAACGCGGCCUGCCACCAGGCACGUGUGGCGCACCGCGACGUCAAGCCCGACAACUACCUGAUCUGCCCCGACGGCAACACGGUGAAGCUCUGCGACUUCAGCUCGUGUGCCCUGCUGCCACCGAACGGCAGCGUGGCGGGCGAGUUCGGCACCGCGCCCUUCAUGUCACCCGAGAUGCUGACGGCGCAGCACGGCCUCGCCACCGACGUCUACUCUUACGGCGUGGCGGCGUACUUCAUGCUCUUCGGAGAGCUUCCGUACAUUCCAGAGAGGAUCACCUCGAGGGCUGCGAAGGCGGCCACCCGAGCGGGGGUGCCUGCGCCCAGGUUCUUGGAGCCCGUGCCGGGGGACCCGAGCGGCAGUGUGGGCUUCUGCAGGGGGCUUCUGCAGCGCGAUCCGAGCCAGCGCUGCAGCGCAGGAGAUGCUCUGGGCCACUCGUACUUCCAGGUGCUGUUCGACGCGAAGAAGGGCCCCGCCAUGCCCGACACGCAGAGCACGCUGGAUCCGUUCGAGGCGCCCGCGCUGGAGUCGGACGAUCUGGAGUCGGACUCGGAGGGGACGUGCACUCCGAGACUGAGCCAGGUAUCGGCUAUGUCUUUGUGCGUCCCAAGGUAGGGUGAUUCAGAGAACGAGCAGCCUGAAGAAACGCCCUCAGUGUCGUGGCCAGCAACUUGUAAGCAACUUUUUGCUUUGCGCACAACUCUCAAACGGUCGGUUGUCAUGCGCCAGCCUGCUGACGGAUGACGUAACACCUCUUGGGCAAUUGGCUCCACGAGCGAUUUGACCAUGGCGCUGGUGUCGUUCACUGAUCUACGCCAGGCCUGGAGAAGUCGCCGAUCUCUCCCACAGCCGAAUUUUAAGUCUUCCAUAAUUUGGCAAGCUUUUCCAUCCAGGGGAGCCCCGUUGCCCCGGAGCAGCGACGCUUGCUUUCCAUGUCGCAUGCCACGACAGUUCUGUUGAAUUUUGGAUCAACCGAGUUCAUCCACCCGGAGGUACGCGGUGCAGUCUGUCACAGGUCAUGCGAACCCACCGCCAUUUUUUCCGUGCACGCCUGGGGCAGCGAGUCUUCCUGGACACGUCCGUCCAAUUUUCAGCGGAUGGUUGAAGUAGCAACUGUCGCAACCAAUCGUCGUAGCCACUCCCCCCUCGUCCUCGUGGUCAUCCUCCUCCGCUGCCCCCUGCCGAGAAAACUGCGCGCCUGAAGAGGCGCCAGUUUCGCUUGCGCUCCUGUGGAGAUCGCGCCCAGCGGCGGCUCGUCCCUGUUGGAGGUAACUCCCCACUCAGAUUCCCCAUAGUCUUCAGGAGGGA